Molecule: messenger RNA, 822 nt
Organism: Trametes versicolor FP-101664 SS1
Lineage: Eukaryota; Fungi; Basidiomycota; Agaricomycetes; Polyporales; Polyporaceae
Product: acyltransferase-domain-containing protein
Exons: 8
Coding region: 1-822 (273 amino acids)
Biological process (GO): cardiolipin acyl-chain remodeling; inner mitochondrial membrane organization
Cellular component (GO): mitochondrial membrane
Molecular function (GO): 1-acylglycerophosphocholine O-acyltransferase activity
Source: RefSeq, a predicted model, not a curated record
AUGGCGGGCUUCCUGUCAAAACUCACACUUAGUAUCGUCGGACUCGGCAGCAAAGCGCUCAUGAGAGGCGGGUUUUGCUCUUCGGUCACCGUGAAGGGGAUGGACAAUCUCCUGAGAGCCUUGGAGAGCGACGAGCGCAAUAAAGGACGUGGGAUCGUCACGAUGUCCAACCAUAUAUCCACACUGGACGAUCCUGUCGCAUGGGGUGUUCUCCCUACACGCUUCUAUCGCGACUCGCGCAGGAUUAGGUGGACGCUCGGCGCCUCGGACAUAAUGUUCACAAAUCCUGUCUUCUCCACGUUCUUUCGGUACGGCCAAGUUAUCGAGACCUUCCGUGGCAAGGGCAUUUUCCAGCCCGCCAUAGACACCGCCAUUCAGAAGCUGAACCGAGGAGACUGGAUACAUCUAUUCUCUGAGGGCAAAGUCAAUCAGGAGUCCAGCGACCCGGCAAGUCCGAACGCCGCCCGUCUAUUGAGGUUCAAGUGGGGAAUCGGUCGUAUCGUGAUGGAAGCGCAACAGCCGCCAAUAAUCAUUCCAAUGUGGUUGACCGGUUUCGACAAGUUGAUGCCAGAAGGUCGCUCGUUUCCGUACAAGUUCCUUCCUAAACCCGGAGCCGAGCUCAGCGUCACAUUCGGCGAACCUGUCCCUGUCCAGGACCUCCAAGAGGCGUUGGACAAGCUCGUGCGCGAAAAGCAGUUACCGGAAGCUCCCAACAGCACGCACGGGGAGAUUGCGCGAGUGCGGAGUGCGGUCACUGCGGUCAUUCAACGGGAAGUUGAGGCGUUGGGACGACGAGUGUUGGGCUUGGCCAAAGGGGAUUGA